Coregonus sp. 'balchen' is the source of this 5496-nucleotide messenger RNA. The record is from the annotation of a GenBank genome assembly. Lineage: Eukaryota; Metazoa; Chordata; Actinopteri; Salmoniformes; Salmonidae.
GAGGUGAAGGAGGCUGCCAUGACUGAGCCUGAGCGGGCUCCUGAAGGCAGUGAGGAGGUAAGGCCACGGAGGAACACUGGGACUUCCUCACUGUACCAUGGCUCUCUAAAGAGGGGUGUGCUCCAGGCUUGGACUGUCACUGGCCAACCUGUGAGGAGACCUCCCUCCAGUUGUCAGCCAUCAAACCUAACCACUUUAGUGAGAAAUUAGGUGUUUGUUUUUGGUCAUAGUUUUAGGUUGUGCUAUUGGGCGCAUCCAUGCUCCAUCUUCUCCAGUUAAUGAUGUCUCUCGUUUCCCUUUUGCUUUAUACCCCAUCCCAUUGUAGACAAUUAAGUGCUUUUAGGUCCUGAAAAAUGCUUAGUGAUAAGACAUAAGAAGCACAUUUCAAACAUUUCUAGAUGAAAACUAACAAUCUGUUUUUUGUAAUAUUUACUUACUGGUUUGGUGACCCUGACCCUUUUUUAAAGAGAUUUGAUGAGCUAGUAAAACAAUUUUUUUAGAUGUUUUUGAACCUUUGCUGAUGCUGUCUCAGACAGAAGCAGCAGGGGAGAUGCUCUUACUGUGGCUGAUGUUUAAAACCCCAUUGAUUGCUUUGUUAUAAAGGUGCUCAUGCCUCUUCCAUUGUCCCUAAUGGUACCUGCAUACUACUACUGCUGCACCUGUUCCAAUGUCCCCAAGAGCCCUGGGUAUCCCACAGAUAGGCCCCUGAUUCUGCACUGCAGUGGAACAGCUGUGGCAACAAAGGCCAUGGCACUUGAUUGGACUAAUGGGCUGAGGGUUUAGGAUGACUGAUCUCGUCUGUCUGUCACCAACGCCUGGCUCAACUGGCUCAUACACCACCUGUAUGGCCACAUACAACCUUCACAGUGGGUCUGAGUGGAGAUGAGGAGGCUGACACUCAAUAAGACUGUUUCAAAUCCUUCAAUGACAAGCCUGUGGAUGGCUUCGGAUGGGGUUGCUGCAGUACAUAUCUCUUCUCACCACCUACAGAUGAAUAUGCUGCUCGAUGGACUUGCAUGGACCGUUUAACUGGUCAAUAUUUUUUUUCUUUUUCUGGACUAAACCGUUUCUCUGAGAAAGGACAGUUUGGAUGUUCUGAGUCAUGAGGACAGCUUGGGUCUUCUCUUCGUGGCUGUUUUUCAAAGACAUGAUCUUGGACAUUUUAUAACUUUCUCAAUGGCAGCAUUUCUUUGGACUCACUACCAAACAUGUCUGACUGUUAGCUGGAAAAGGUACUUGCCAAUUGGGUCCCUUUUUUCUGCUACUACCUGGCACUCAACAGAUGGUCUUCUGAUGCCCCUGUGAAAGAGGGUGUCUGCUGAACUAUGACCCUGCUAGUUUUUGGAGUGACUCUUGUUCAACAUUGACUAUCCCAUCUCCAUUAAACCUCAGCCGGGCAGUAUCCCAACAGAAAAGCAUGACAAAGAUCUGAAAGACUGAUGCUUGAGCGCUAAGGACUUGACCCCAAAACGUUUCCAAAAGCCACUCAAGUCCUACCCCCACUGAUCUACAGAGCCCAUCCUGCCAACCAGCUGUCAGAUUUCCACCCAAACUUCACAACCACCUUUGAUUGGACCCUUGUUGCCUAGAUACAGUACAUGCAGUCGAGAUUGGGCCAUAUCCAACCCAGUAAGGAUCAGGUGUCAGUGGUACCAGGGAAUAAGUAGUCAUUUUCUCAAUGUUAUUUUCUACAAAGAAAUACACAAUAUUUAGAAAAUGUAUAGUUUUAGUCAAUUCCCUUCUCUUAGCCUAAAAUGGGGGAAUUGACUCCGACAUAGUUGUCAAAUGAAUUAAUUUACAUAUUUAUGGCUACUGCCGUUUUGAAUGAAACUUGUUGUAAACCACCCAAUAUUAUAGUCUUGCUUUAUGGCCCAGUAAUCCUGGCAGCCACUUAGUUUACCAGCUACACCAUUCAGAUGUGCUGCUAUGAAAGUUAAAUGAAAUGUGAGCCAUUUAAUUCUAAGGAAUUUAAACUGCAGUAUUGCCAUCAGGCUACUAUCUGUCUUUCUGUAUGUGUGAUAGAGACUGCGGCUCCAUCCCCGAACACCUUUCUACACCAAACAUAAACUGACAUUUGGGGACCCCAGUCAUUAAUAUUACUACAUAUCUUAAAGCCAUGCACACAGUUUUGAGACCAAGCAAAGAUGUUAUCCUCUGUCUGCUCACUACAGUGUGCUAUUGACAGCCAUAUAUUGAGAUUCAAUAUGACUGGUGCUAUUCAUUGUUUGACUAUCAUAUGUUGAGAUGGAAAGUGACCUAGACUGGAGUAGCAGUCUCUCUCACCUAGUUUCUCUUCCCUUGUUCACCCACACAUUCUCUCUUGUCCUGUCUUCCCUUCAAUCUGUCCAUGCACCUCUCCAUCUCUGCCUCUCACCUUUCCCCUGUACUUUGGGGUGUGUUUAUUUAUUUUUGUUUCAGAGUCUGACACCAAAGACAUUCGCAGCCCGUAGGAUCUCCCUUAGCAGUGAGUAUACCUCCCUCUACCCGCUCAUUCCUGUUUUGGUUCAUUGUUUUCUUCAGCCCAGUAGGUAGACUUGGUUUUAUAGUUUGAGUUUGCCCGUGUGAGUGAGAGACAAUUAUAGAUGAGGUGCUUGCAUUUGUGCGUUCGCGUUUGGCCAUGGUGCAAUCCCCCUUUGUCUUCCAGGUAGCAAGGCCUCUCCAGGUGUUGUCAGUGCCGAGGGCGAGGCAGAGUCUGGGGCCGGGCCCGGGAGGAAGAGGAGGUGGGGUUCCAGCACUGCAGUCACAGCCAAGAAACCAUCCAUCAGCCUCACCACAGACUCUCUGAAGGUACAGCAUCGUCAUCACUACACUGCUAAAUAUACUGUUGGACAUAUUACAAACCAUCUAAACACAGCAUCAUAAUGAAUACUAACAAACCUUUUACUAUCUGUUCAGUCUUGAAGCUUCUCUCCUUCUCCCAUCUGUAAUAUAUUGAUUGUGCGGCCCAGUCUCUGAUCCCAGACAUCAGGCUGAGUCCAGGCCAGGAGGCUGUAGUGGAUCUGCACCCAGAGGAAACUCACCUCUCUGGGGGAGAGGAGGACAGGGAGCGGGGCGAGCAAGACUUCAAGAUCAGACGCACAGUCACACAGGUCAGGGUUCUACUUCACUUGUUCUGUGGACUGUACAUUUAUCUUGAUUCAAGAAGUAGUAAUGUAUUACGGGAAAUUGGUUCUGCGGCGGUCAUUCAUAAAGGUGCAUUCAGUAAGAUUUACUAUAAUGGCUGACAUUCGUAAUUGACCCAAAGGUGUAUUACAUUGUGAAUGUCUUAUUAAAACAUCUGUGUGUGCCGCCUCGUCUUCCCCACUCACUUCCAAUGUACUGUGUGUAGGUGGUCCUGUCCGAGACCCAGGAGAAUGGACCGAAGGAGUCAAAGAGGAGUGAACACAAGGAUGAGGACAGAGAGGAUGGAGGGGAGGUUAAAGGCGACAGAGAGAAGAUGGACAACUUAUUCCAGAGAGACUCCAUGGAGACACAAUCCCCCUCUCCUCCCAUCCAUGACAUGGAGAUGAACACAGGUGAUAGAUUGAUCCAAAAUUAAAGAUCAACUUAAUGAUCUUAUCAGAUUGAUCAAAACCUCUAACCCUGGGCUAGAUUGUAGCCUUUGAUAUGUUGUGAGUUAUCAGGUUGAUGUAUCUCUCUGGUCUCAUCUGUUCAGUGAGCCCCAGUGACACCCUGAUCCGUCGCUCCAUCAGUCAGCAGAAGUCUGGCGUGUCCAUCACCAUAGACGAUCCUGUCCGCACAGCCAAGCAGCCUUCUCCUCCACGAGGCAAAGUGUCCAACAUCGUCCACUUGUCCAACCUGGUUCGGCCGUUCACCCUGGGUCAGCUAAAGGAGCUGCUCAGCAGGACUGGCACCAUGCUGGAGGACGGCUUCUGGAUUGACAAGAUCAAAUCUCACUGCUACGUCACGGUACGUCUCUGUCUGCUGGCCGUUAUCCUGAAUACAGGUCUGCGUCUCAACUGACAUCCUAUUCCCCGGAUAGUGCACUACUUUUGACCAGCCAUAGGAGGCUCAAAGCUGGUCGAGGCUGGUGCACUUGACUAUAGGGUGUCAUUUUAGAUGCAGCCCGGAACUCCUCCUACAUCUUCCUAUUCUCUGUGUCUUAUCUAAGGCAAGCCUCAAUGUUCCUAAUGGAUACCCGGUUUUGCUCCCUUUUCUUUCAGUACUCCAUUGCAGAGGAGGCAGUGGCCACUCGUGCAGCACUACAUGGGGUGAAAUGGCCUCAGAGCAACCCAAAGUUCCUCAGUGUGGACUUCAGUCAGCAAGAGGAGGUGAGACUAACUUUGCCCUAGUAGUUCUGCCCUACCUGAUGAUGUAUAUAAUUCCCCAGUUCUCUAAUAUUUGAGUGAUUAUGAUCUUCCUUAUGUUAACCUUCCUCCUCGUGUGUGUGAGUGUAGCUUGACUUCCACAGAGGCUUGCCUCCCCCUGAGAGGGCUGGAGAGGAGGAGCGGGGGGCUGCGUCGAUGCCUGGCCGAGGUCGGGGGGUGGCCCUGCCCCCUCUCCUGCCAGAGAGUGACCAGUGGGCGGAGCGAGAGCGUGAGAUGGAGCGCAGGGAGAGGACCCGGGCGGAGAGGGAGUGGGACAGGGACAAGGUUCGGGACUUUGGCCCAGGAAAACCUGGAGAGGAGGCGGGCCCCAGACGAUCGCGCUCCAGAGAGAGGAAGCGCAAGGAGAUGGGCAAGAGCAAAGAGAGGAAGAUGGACAAGAAAGGUGAAGAGUGGGGAUGGAGAGAUGGUGGUUUAGAGCUGUGCCCUGUUGGGUCAACUGUAUGUUUACUCUUUCUGUUUGUGUUGUUUCUUCAGAGAAAGCUCCAGAGGAACCCCCUGCCAAACUGCUGGAUGACCUGUUCAAUAAAACCAAAGCAGCCCCUUGUAUAUACUGGCUCCCUCUCACAGAAGAGCAGGUCAGUUAUAUACACACACAACUCAACUAUCUGAACAAGAUUUCUUAUUGAUGAUAUGGGGUCCACAUAUCCUUCCUUACAUUUGUUGAACGUGUUGAUUUAAAUUGUUUACAGUCCACUCUUAACAUUCUCCCUUGUUCUGUCUCUUUCUGGCCAGUUUACACAGAGGGAAGCAGCCCGACAAGAGAGGAUGAAGGAGCGAGAGAAGAGGAGGAAGGCGCAGCAAGAGGAGGAAGAGAAGAAAAGGGAGGAAGAGCGCAAAGAAAGGAUAAAAGCAGGGAGUAGCGCAUCUGGCGAAAGAGGCGAGGGGGACAGGGACAGAGAGCGAGACAGGGAGAGGGGCAGAGACAGGGACCGAGACAGAGAGGGUGACAAACGCAGAGAAGGCAGCCACCGCAGACCAGGGGGCAGCAGUGCAGGGGUGGGCAGACGCUCCCGCAGCCGCAGUGAUCCUCCACCUCGUGACAGACGACGCUAGAGGGAAUUGGUGUGGCUGGAACUGUCUAAAAAUAACCCCCCAUUCCCCAUCACUAUAUGUACUUUGUUAGAACUAAGACCCUACAGAGGACCAAUACACACACACACACACACAC